This is a messenger RNA of Manduca sexta (tobacco hornworm), 1713 nucleotides long. It is a transcript of the gene P25, whose product is annotated as fibrohexamerin. Gene Ontology annotation, molecular function: structural molecule activity. Lineage: Eukaryota; Metazoa; Arthropoda; Insecta; Lepidoptera; Sphingidae. The record is from RefSeq and is a predicted model, not a curated record. Gene Ontology annotation, cellular component: extracellular region. The coding region runs from base 799 to 1524 and encodes 241 amino acids. The transcript is spliced from 5 exons.
UGUUUUGUGUUUUGCAUCAACCUGUACAUCCUAGUUUGCGUCACGCACAGGCAUUAAAAUUAAUUCUAGUUACUUCGUCGGUUGCGUAGUUCUCUAACAUUAUCUAACAAUUAUGUCCGAAAAAAAAACGGAAAUGUACCUACCUGUAAAUACAUUGAACUUCACGCCUUUAUUCCUGAAGGGGUGAAUCGAGGCCAACUACUCAUUUUUGAUACUAUUAAAUACCCCAAAGAUAUAUAAGGUUUAAAUUCCCAUAACUAAAGCGGUCUAUUAUUGACUCAAAUCAAUGAACAAAUACAACUCAAAUUAUAAAUAAAAGAAUUGUUUGUACAGACGCAACCUUACGCAAAUACGCUACGAGCUAACACAAUAUUACUGAUGUUUUUAUCGGACAUGUUUUGGUAGAACACAAUUAAAACAUGAUUUAAAGCAAGCGUUUUUAGGGUUCUGUACCUCAAAAGAAACCCUUACAGGACCACCGACGUAAGUUACCUCAAUCAAAAUAUAUAAAAGUUAUUGUCUAUAUUUCUAUCAAAAUACUAGUAAAUACAAAUUAGUUAAUAGACAUGAAAGUACAUUUAUCAAAAUUAUAAGAUGAGAAAUUGGUUUUCCAACAGCAAUCGAUCUGUAAUGUAUACCACGGGUCGCGACGGACCUAGCAACAAGUCCUAAACCCAGACCGACUCUCUAACGGCGAUAAAUAAAGCAAUUAUUACACCAAUAUUCCACGACCGCCACAAACAUGAACAAUAGAAAUUCAUCCACACUUGUGCAAACCUCACUAAUUCGCCACAAUCAAUGCUUAAUGAUUUGAACAUUCGUCUAGUAGUGUGUCGCGCGUCAACAACAUCGCUAGCAUACAAAAUGCUGUCCAAAACUAUCGUUUUAGUGCUUGUCCUCGCCAAUCUUUGCAAUGCAGGGCCGCCUAAAGUCAUUCGUCCUUGCCGCUUGGAGAAUACGGAGUGCAUCGUGUCUAACUUGCGUGCGAACUCCCACUGCCGCCCUCCGGCCGGCGGUGUGCCUCCGCGCUACACCCGCCCGCGGUUCCGCUUCGAGGCGCCCUACUUCAACUCCACCUACAUCGACGAAAACCUCAACAUCAGGAAUCACGACAAGUGCGCGGUCUCCGAAUUCUUCUACAACCCGUUGACCGACACCGCAGUACUAGCUCUCGACUGUCUGCAUCUGAACCUGCAAUCCACGAGGACGCUCAUCCAACACGCCUCUUACCGAGAGGACUCCUUUUACAGCUAUAACAUCAAUGGCACUUAUCCUCUGAUCAGGUUGACGACCACACUGCACGCCGCCAGCGCAAUGGACUUGUGCAAUGCAUUUACUUUCGCUGAUGUCACACAGCUGCCUGUCUUUCAUGUAGAUCCAAAAGAUCGUCCAACGGCGAAGUUCCUGACUAAAGACUUGACCAAGCUGAACAUCUACGAGAUCGAGACGUUCCGGUACAGGGCCAACUCGCUGGCUCGCUUCUUUAUCAACCGAGCGCUGUGCGACUUCGGAUGCGACGAGUGAUGUCGACGAACCACGGCAUGAAGUUAGUCACGAGCCUUGCGUAUGUCACAGAAAAGGUGACUGAUGACUAACUUUAGAACUAUAAAGUAUAUUGUAUAAUUUGAAAAAGAACAAUUUGUUUGAUUUAUUGUAAUACAUUGAUCACUUGGGUGAUUUGUAAUUUCCUACAAAUAUAUUAUUUUUCAUAGA